CGUCAAAUGAGGCAUCAUCGAUACAAAAAUCUAAACCAGUGACCAAGGCCUAGAAUUGAGACACACAUUUGAACUUGUCUCACCGAUUCAACCACUUUGUAAGCGUAUCUGUACGUCCCACAACCCCCGCACUAUUCGUCCCACAGGUCCCGCAGGCAGGCUGGAGCACAAAGACACAUCCGGGAUGUUUUUAAAGGUAUAAUAUGAGAUUAGUAUUCAUAACUACCUCAAAUUUCCAUACCUAAAUCUACUAUUUUACUAUCCAAUCCCUCAAAAUGUCUUGGACGCAUCUUAUACGAUUCUUGGCCGUCGAGGACAACCAAGUUCAUCUCGGCCAGCUGAUAGAUACCACUCGAGAUGUUGGCAGAGACAGUGUUGAUUCCAAAUCUAUCGGAGCCUUCUUGAUUAACGGUUCGAUCUUCGAUGGCCGUGUCACAAAUGUGAUUAUGCAUGUUAAGCAGUUACUCUCUCCCAUCACGCGAGAGGAGUGUAAUUAUAUACGUUGCCUGGGCUUGAAUUUCCACGAUCAUGCAAAAGAAGCUAGCCUCGCCCUCCCUAAAGCUCCAAUUCUUUUCACCAAACCACGAACCGCAUUAACCGGCCCCUACCCCGCCACCAUCAACAUCCCGAAAUGUGCCCAGGACGAGACAAGCGACUACGAAGCCGAACUGUGUGUCGUAAUCGGCAGAACCGGUCGAGACAUUCCCGAGGAAGAAGCGCUGGAUUAUGUACUGGGGUAUACAGCCUCAAAUGAUGUUUCUGCACGGACGCUGCAGAUGGAAACGUCGCAGUGGUCAUUCUCGAAGGGGUUGGAUGGGAGUUGUCCACUUGGCCCCGUUCUCGUGUCCCCAUCUGUAAUCCAAGACCCACAAACCCUCUCCAUCAAGGCGAUCUACAACGGCGCAACAGUCCAAGACGGACAUACAAAGGAGAUGAUCUUCUCGAUCAAGAAGCAGAUCAGUUAUCUGUCUCAGGGAACUACGCUGGAAGCCGGCACGAUCUUUCUCACGGGUACACCAGCUGGAAUUGGAUAUUUCAGGGAGCCUAGAGUGGUGUUGAGGGAGGGGGAUGAGAUUUCGGUGCAGAUUGAGCAGAUCGGGACUUUGGUUAAUAAGGUUCGGUACGAGUAGUAGGAAUAGGUAGAAAGAAGACUUGUUUGAGUUCUUUUAUGGAUUAAAUAUAUUUUUUGACUCUCCAUGUGAAGAUAUCUGAUGUAUUGAAUGCAGUAUACUAUUUAACAGAGUACUAUAUAUGUUACCUUAUCUCCAU
This is a messenger RNA of Aspergillus wentii DTO 134E9, 1269 nucleotides long. RefSeq names its product fumarylacetoacetate hydrolase family protein. The transcript has 4 exons. The coding region runs from base 276 to 1130 and encodes 284 amino acids. NCBI's taxonomy places the organism in Eukaryota, Fungi, Ascomycota, Eurotiomycetes, Eurotiales, Aspergillaceae. The record is from RefSeq and is a predicted model, not a curated record. Gene Ontology annotation, molecular function: catalytic activity.